This is a messenger RNA of Diaporthe batatas, 4195 nucleotides long. RefSeq lists its product as uncharacterized. The record is from RefSeq and is a predicted model, not a curated record. The coding region runs from base 1504 to 3279 and encodes 591 amino acids. The transcript is spliced from 9 exons. NCBI's taxonomy places the organism in Eukaryota, Fungi, Ascomycota, Sordariomycetes, Diaporthales, Diaporthaceae.
UGCAUUUGCACAGUUCGUCGGGGUCGCAUCGACACCGACAGACCGCAUACUCCUUCCACUCGAUGACCUGCUUGGGACAGACCCUGGCCUAUAUCGCCGUGGGAUAAAAUGCAGGUUAUCGUACACAAGAUGCGAGAUGGAGGGGCGGAUGGCCAGAUUUCCUGCCGGCCUGCCAGCCCCCUGGGUGCUCCCUCUGCCUCUCUCUCUCCCUCCACUCGAAUACGCGCGCAGAGUUGCACAAUAUUUGCAAUGGAACACAACGCAGCCAGAGCCAGCCCAAUGCAGUUCCGACGAAUUUACCGGGUUGGCGUCGCCACACUACUUUGUCUCUCGCCGUCUUGCUCGCUCUCCCUCCCUCCCUAUUUCUCCUCUCUUCUUCCAGACCCUCACGGUUGCUUGGCAUUCUCUCAGACAUACGAGACCUGGUGUUCGUGUCUUGGGCUCCUCCAGCUGGUCGUCGCCAUGGAGUGACGAGUUGUUCAAGGCGCCGGCCGGGGCGACAGGGCUGCCCCUCUUCUCGUUGUCGCUUAUCUCGAGGGUCGAGGGUCGAGGGUGCGGUGGUCCCAGAUCCCGGGCCAACUAAUGAUAUCCCAUGUCGUUCUCGUUGUGGAUGUCACAGGAUUGGAGGCUUCAUGGGCGCUUUGCUUCGGCCACCCACCCCCAUCCACCACCCACAGCCGUCCACCCGGCACCACUAUCCAGCCGUGGGACGGCAGGACGGCAGGAUAGGCCCUUGACCCUCAACCGUCUCCGCUUCUCCCGCACAGGGUGUGUGCUCCGAGCCCUUAGAUUGUCCGCAAAUUCAUCCCACGAAGCUAUUGGCUGCCGCUGGAUCACGCGUCCGCGCGGGACUGUAAGAGGGUGGGGUUAGGUGUUGCGCAGUGCUUCACAGUCACAAGCAAAGUCAAGUCCCGGAUGUGCUCCACAGCAUGCAUUGCGCUUGGCCCGGCUUCUUUCCGGCCUAGCCUCAAGCCUCUGAGGAAGAGAGAUAUGCUCCAUGAGCUCACUUCCGCCACAGACAGCGCAUCCGUUACGCCGGCCCUGCUGCCCUCUUGUGCCCUCUUGUGCCCUCCUGCUGGUGCGAUGCUUGCUCGUGGUGAUGUUGCCGCAGAUCCUGCCGCGACACCACACAAUGUCUGUGGCCGCAGGCCACUUCCCUGACCGGUGAGUUUGCGGCUCAAAAUCCCCCCUCGCAUGUCCAAGACACACCACCCAGCAUAUCAAUGAGACGUUGGGACCCACUCCACCUGUGGGCUUCUCUGCGGAUGCCAGACUAGCAGAUCACCACGGGUCCCACUCCGUUCCUGAUCUGGGGUCAUUAACCCCUCAAAAUUCCUCUAUGCUGUCUUUUGGUUCUGCCUGCGUCUACCUGUGCCUACCUGUGCCUACCCGUAUCUGCCUGCUCCACCACAGUACUGCCCUGGCAGCUACCAUCUCUUCUCUCUUGUGUCACCUGGUCAUCCAUCUCUCGCUAGUCACGGCCCGGGCGACGAAGAUGUGAUCAUGGAUGACUCUGUCACUUGGAACUAUGACAAUCCCGUUUACGAUCAACAAAAGGGUCGCUGGUAUUAUGAGGGCAGGAGGCCUGAUGGUUCAAGAGUCCGGAAGUAUCCUCCGGUUGGUGAUAGUCAGACGACCCACCAGGAAACCAGGAGUACUUACCAGUUGACUCCUCGUAACGAUGCUUCAGCUCUUGCGGCGGGCAUGCAGGCUAUGAGCAUCCAGCCUGUGGGGUCCUACGAUGGCGACGCUCAACACUACACAACUGUGCAGCCUGGUGGAUACAGCCCAGCGACCUCAAGCCAAGCACAUACUUGGUCAGAACAUCGGCCCUCAGUAUAUGCAACAGCGGGUGCAACCACUACGACGGAAUCCGGGACUGGGGUGCAGCAGAGUGGCCCUGACGUGUACUCCCACAGCCCUGGCACCUCCACUAAAGAUACCCGAGCGGACACACUCCACCAUGACAGCCAGGCUCACGGGAAUUAUGCAACAGGACUCUCGAGUGGAUCGAGUUACCAACACUAUGAAGAGGUGAAGAGGGACCCGGUAUCUUCCUACCCAUCACCCUCCACGUCAUCAUCCGUAAACCCACUCUACGGUGCGCUCGGUGGCAAUGAGAUGCAGUACAAUGAUGGAUACGGCGCUCAGCCUUCUGCGACAAUGGACUCCGCCUAUGCAGACACCAGGAGCUCGGACAGGUCAAGAAAGCACAAGCAUAGCAGUAAAGGCAAAGGGAAGGUCCGCGCGGACAUGGAUCCAUAUGGCGAUGCAAGCGCGGGCAAGCCGAUGGCAUACAAUGUGCCAACACCUAGCAGUGGCAGCACCGCACAAGGCGAUUACUACUCAAACUACCCCAGCUACGAUUCCGCCCCUGGACAGCCUUACCGGACCAGUGCUUAUCCAGGACAAAGCGACUACGGAGGACAUGCACCUGGCCAAGAGUCGCGAUACGGCACCAGUCCUAUUAGCACAUCAUCCUCUGCCCCGAGAAACUUCGGCAAUCUUGCCGUUGAAGCCACGGUUGGAAGCACCGAAAGGGACUUUGAGUCUUACACCCGAGGUCUGUACGAGCAAGGGGGCGGAGGCGGGGACUCGUCGACAGGCUACCGAGGCUCGGUAUACCAGGCUACAGCUGAGGGCGCCCAGGCACCGUCUAAGAGUCAUUCGAAGAAGUCAGACGUCACCAGUGGCAUGCAAACAAAUGCAGAAUAUCUGGACGGCAGGUAUCAAGUUCAGCCUUCGAUGAAGUUCGAGCCGGGAAAUGUCUUCAAAGUGAUGUGGUCCGAGCCAAAAGGAGGGACCAUUCCCGGUGGAGGCAGCAGGUUUUCGGACACCCUUUUGCAGGACCAUAUGAGUGGGGUGUGGACGGGUUUCCGUCGCUUCAUUGUCAUCAGAAACGGCGAAGGACAUUGCAACUGCGUACCUAUCUUGACGUACGGAAAGCUGGGGUGCCUGAAAAAUGGCGUCAAGCCACAUCACCACGGAAUUGUCUACGAAAAGGGCUCGCAGCCAAUCAGACUGCCGAAAGAGCCCGACCUCAGAUUCAGGCCGAUCUGUAUGGAGAUGAAUCCCGGCGAGCACAUCUCGGAGGAGUCAAGGGUCAACUACUCAAAGCUGGUGACUGUCGAGCACAACGUCAAGGUGCUUUUCGUUGGCAACGUUCUUUACGAGGACUGGCCCAUCGUGCAGCAGGCUGUUGAUGAGUGCUGGGAUUCAAAGAAAACGCACAGGUCUGAACACUCCGGCCAUCGAAGUGGUCAUCGAAAAAAGAGAUAAAGGCAGUGUGCUCCGGGCCCCGACGGGCGACGGCUGUCGGACACUGCGCUAUACCGAAGCGAUUCUUCUUCGAACGCCCAGUCGAUCCAACACGAACGUCGACUCAGCUCGGGACGAAUUUUCUGACAAUACGUUCUUCGAGGGUGCUGCACGACACCUCCUUCAUACACGUUUAUGGAGGGUUAAGCACGGCACUCGGACUGGCAACUUGCGUAGGGUGAUAUUUUCUUGUUUGGUUCAUGAUUCUGAAGUACGAAUUCUGCUGGCCAGAACUGGCAUUGAUGGUUUCCCCCACAGACAGCACAGUAAAGUUGUGCGAUUGACGUUCAUGGGCAGAAUGGUACACGGCAGUAAUGCCUACUCGGCAGCCGUGACAAUGAUGACGACAGAGACGCAGGAAGCGUCACUUGUUUUGUUGCUCUGAUUUGUAUUCAUCUUUUCACAUGCCCUUCGUGUGGAGUUGAACAGUAUCCAACACCAAGACUUGCAAGUUCAGCCUGAGGAUGUCUACUCAUGUGUAACGAGAAAUUUGGUGGUAGCGAUCUGGGUGCAGACAGCCUUUGCUCUUUUCUUCUGGGAUAUGCGCUUACUGCGCCUGACAAUCAAUCGCAGAUGUCGCAGAUGGGUGGCGAGGCGGUCUUUGGAUCGACCACUGUCUUGCUUGGGAGAUCGACGUUCAGGCUUACCGAUGCCUGCAGCCUAGACCGAAACGCAAAUAAUCCAUAGCCUUGUAACGCCUGGGCGGAACGAAGUCGAGAAACCAGGCCUUUCUGAAAAGUUGGCGCAGGCCCAACGAGCGAUGCUGACCUUAAUGGCCGGUCGCAUGUGAAAGUCGCCAAAGCCAAGUCUAGACCUGCUAGUCAGAGUGGGUGCUUUUGCUCGGGUAUUUCUCCAGGGGUCUGGGCCGGGAGCCAAU